GGAGGAGGGGGGAGAGGGAGCGGCGAGAGGGGUGGCAGCGGCGGUGGUGUCGGCGCGGAGGAGGUCAGUGUGGCUGAGCGCGCCGUGGCGGUGGGACUUGUACGCGGCAGCAGGAAGUGAUCUCGUGGUCGCGUUCCCUUACUCGGGGUCACAAAUCGCCCGUGUGGAUUAUCGGCGCAAGGAGAGUGCAGGAUUCCUAUUGUUAACUAUAAGACACUACGCCGAGACGCUCAUCGCAACAGACAAGAAACAGCGACAAAUAAGUUAUCAAAAUGGCAGCGAUGAGCCGCGGCCUGGCCACUGCGCUCCUGGCCACCGCGCUUUGCUGCCUGGCUCAGGGACAGCACGGAAUCGCCGAGUCCAGGUCCCUUCGCGUCCAGGGUGCCCCCGAUACGCAUGGAUUUCACGGUGUUCAGAGAUUUCGGCAACUGCUGAAGAUUCACGAGAACCGCCACAAUCUUCCCGGGGGCGUGAUACUUGCGCGUCCACCUCAGGCGCCCACGCCCCAUCCCGCCGCCCACGAGUUUUUCACGACUCCAGCCCUAUCAUUCCCUGUAAACUUGUCGAGUCUUACACGACCGCCCGCGGCAGACACGCCCCUCCCUCCUCGUGAACAUCACCAGCAGGAGGCGCAGGGAUCUCUAGGCCUCUCGCCCGCCCUCGAGUCGCCAACCACGUCUCCACAUGGCGUGCCUCAGCCUGCCCAGUCACCCCCCGGAUCGCAGGCGCCCUUACACUCCUUGUCUCACUUCGAGUCUACAAGAGUGGCCCACCCAGCGCCCGAGGCCCCGAGAGCGCCCGAGAUUCCGGCUCAUCUGCCCCUCGACCUAGUCAGCCGCCUCAAGGAGUACCCCAACCUGGAGGAGUCCCUCAAUCAAGCGCCAUUACCGGCCUCCAUGCACACCUUCUUCGAACCAACAAUACAGGUCAGGGCUGAGGAGGUCAGUGACGAGGAGUGGGGCCAGUACCUGGAGAGCGAGUGGGAGAGCCAUGGCAUCGUGCCCUCCUUCCUGCCCCGCCCCCCUCCGUACCUCAUCAACGUGAACUAUGGUGACCACUUGUGCGUGCACUUGGGUUCACUUAUUACGCCGGCCCAAGCAAGACACCAACCCAAGGCUUUGCAAUUCCCGGGAGAGUCGGGUCGGUAUUACGCCCUUCUGCUGUUGGACCUGGACCACCCUGCGAAGCCCUACGUCAACUGGAUGCUGGUCAAUAUCCCUCACAAGCAGCCACAGAAGGGUACGGAGGUGGUGCAGUACGACCCCCCACGACCUGCUCAGGGAUCGGGUUCUCAUCGUGUGGUGUUUCUGCUGUACCUCCAGCAGGCCGCUAUCCCUCCUGAUGACCCUGCGCUUCCUAAGGCCAGGUCAUGUCAGAAAUCCGGUCGAGAUGUCGUGGAUCUGGACGCGAUGUCACGUGACCUGGGGCUGAAGGGUCCCGUGGCAGGGAACUAUUUCCUGGCCGAGUGGGACGUCACGGUCGAACACAGCUGCACUCCGCCUCGCCAGUAGUGCACUCGCGCCCGCACCUGCUUCCAGUUCGUCCAGCUUACUUGCCUGUCUACAAAAAUCACCUAAUCACAUCAGAGAUGCGAAGGGCAGUUAAGCAACGCGCUGUUGCAUCCACUUGCCCACGCCACAGCUGGUGGCAUCGUCAACGCUCCUCACCAACGCCCUUGCCAGCUACAGUGUAGGUGUUGUCUCGGUAACUCCAAUGUUUAAAAGUUCUAUCGAAUCCCAUUCUGAUGGAAUUUAAAUAAAUAAUGAAUUCCUAGUUGGAGUAAUUAUUUUUAAAAGCUGGCAAUGUAACGAUUUCCACGGUGGGUACAAAUUAUAUCAAAAAUGAAUUAUCUAGUCUUAUCAUACACAAUUACAUUGUAAAAACAAACAAUUACAAUUACAUAAAGUAACCCCCCCCAAAAAAAAAAAUAUAUAUAUAUGCAAAUAUACAUAAAACUAAUUCCUAAAUCAUAUCUAUAAAUACGCAAAAUAAACACUCGAAUAAAUAAAUGUAAGUUAACCAAUAUAUACGACUUUUCAUUUGCCUCUCCUGCCGUCACGCAAGACUCGGCACCACCCGCGAGGCCUAGCACGCCUCCUCGCCUCAGCCUACACGGCGCGGCCCUCCUGUCCGGCCCCACUGCCUCGCUGCGGGGAGGAUGGUAUUACAAACAACGUCCACAUGUAUAUGCAUGCAGGUAGAAUUACAAAUACCCACGAUCAAAUUUGACAGGGGGAAUAUACACACAUUUAUGCAGUAUGUAUCUGCACAUGUGUACUGUUUUUUUUUUUUUUUUGUAAAAAGCGUACACAUCCCACCUAAACUGAGAGGGAGAGGGAGAGAAAAGGAGAGAGAGGGAAUGCCUAUGUAUCUUUUCCAUAUGUAUUCCGCAUACCAAAAGUCUUCUUCCUUCCCUCCCUUUCCCCCCAUUUCGCAACCCCAUCAAUCUAUUCGACUUCUUUUUCCACGCAUUUUUCCCACACCUCCCCGCUCUCCUUUUUCCUUCUCCCCUCCGCUCACGCUAUCCCCGUCCAUUCCUAUCCGCUGCGUCAGGCCCCGUCCCUUCCCUCCCCUUGCCUUCCGUAAUGAAAUACCCGUCCUUCAAUUAACUGGUCACAGAAUACUUCACAUGUAUUAUGUCAAGAGAGAUCCGCCGCAAGGAAUAAUGUUAAAUUGGAAGAGCCAUUUGGUCGGUCCUCCUCUGCCGUCCCGCCAUAUUCUGGCCUCUCGAUCCGGGACUAUGCGAAAAGGAACCUUAAUGACGUCAUGUUGGUUAAGAACUUUUGCUGAGUAUUUUCCCUUCUCUGGGGGGUCUGUAAACAUGACAUUUAAUGAAUGUAUUUUUCUGCUUCGAAAAAGAGAGAGAAAAUAAACAAUGGCAGUUUUUUAAAAUGUCUUCAAAUUCCGUCUAAUAACGUUCAGACUUUAUAGAUUUGAAAGCGAAGCUCACAGCGCUGCCGGCGAAGCCCUAAGAGCGGUAUCGUCAGUCUGGAGCCGAGAUGCGCGACUUAUUUCCUCCUUGAUAAUAUUGUCUUGGUUUCCGACAUCCAGCCCGGCGUACGAGUACUCGAAAGUGGAACACACUUUCGAGAGCGAGACUGAUCAGGUAACGCCAUUUCUUCUUCUUUUAGCUACGGUUUCCAAGACUCCAAUUAGUACCGAAGUGGCAGAAGCCCAUCCUAACAGUAUCAAAGUUGACUAAUACACUUUUCUUGACGCCUGUGCCGCCCCCUUUCUGUCUCUCACUUCCCACUUCGUUCCAUUUUCUCUCUGUUCUUCUAUAUUUUCUUGUUUCUCACCUUUCCGAUGUCCUCCUUUAAGAUUCCGUUUGUCUUUAUUACUCGCGUUUUCCUCCAGUAAGGGG
This is a messenger RNA of Penaeus chinensis, 3364 nucleotides long. RefSeq names its product 39S ribosomal protein L38, mitochondrial-like. NCBI's taxonomy places the organism in Eukaryota, Metazoa, Arthropoda, Malacostraca, Decapoda, Penaeidae. The transcript has 6 exons. The record is from RefSeq and is a predicted model, not a curated record. The coding region runs from base 273 to 1511 and encodes 412 amino acids.